Messenger RNA from Vicia villosa (hairy vetch), 1810 nucleotides. RefSeq names its product F-box/kelch-repeat protein At3g23880-like. The transcript has a single exon. Gene Ontology annotation, molecular function: protein binding. The coding region runs from base 242 to 1435 and encodes 397 amino acids. Lineage: Eukaryota; Viridiplantae; Streptophyta; Magnoliopsida; Fabales; Fabaceae. The record is from RefSeq and is a predicted model, not a curated record.
UCAGGGGUCGUUGUUUCACCAUCCGUUUUGUUAAGCGUUAACAUUGCUGGUUCUUAAUUAAAUCGGUUAGGUGAGAAUUCUGCUCCAUGAUUCCUGCGUGCGCUGAGUGCGUGGCUUACAAUUUAGGCUCUCUCUGAACCUUCAAAAUCUCCCACUUCCGCUUAUAAGUGAUUUUUUCUUCUUCUUCUUCGGUUUCUCUUUGGUUAGCAUUCCAUAUUGCCAGCAAAAUUCAGUUUCUAUAAUGGCUCCCAGCAAUCAUAUACCAGAUGAUAUUGUCUUCUUCGUUCUAUCAAAACUGCCUAUUAAAUCUUUGAAACGAUUUGAAUGUGUUUGUAAAUCAUGGUCUCUCUUAAUUGAAAACACUCGUUUCAUGAACAUGUUCCGCAACAACUUUUUAUCUAACUUGCAUUGUUAUUCUUAUUAUGACCAAGCAUCGCUCUUCAUGCUGGUUCAUGGACCUUACGAGGAUUUUCUCUAUUCUUUUUCUAGAGAAAAGUUGGAGAGUAAAGUCAAAUUAAAUAUAUCAACUCCAUUUGUACACCAUGAGGAAGAGGGUUACGUUGGAGAUCUUUGUAUUUUUGGUUUUGGUAGUAUUAGUGGCACAUUUUGUCUCUAUGAAGAUGGAUCUUGCAAAAUUGCAUUAUGGAACCCGAGUAGAGAUGAAUUCAACCACAUUCCUCCUAGUCCGGUUGAGUCCACUCUCCCCGAGGCUGCUAGGGCUAUUUGUUAUAUCACACCUUAUAUUCAUGGAUUUGGUUAUGAUCUUAAUACAUGUGACUAUAAGGUCAUUCGUUGUGUAUUCUUUGUAGGUAGACACGUUGAAGAAUGGGAUUAUGUGCCGUCUGGAGAUGUAUUUGGAGAUACGUGUUUAGACCCUGUAUGGGAGAUAUAUAGCUUGAAAAGUAAUUCUUGGAGAAAACUUGAUCUGGACAUGCCGCGUUCUGUUAUGGGAACUGAGGAUGCCCGACUCUACAUGGAUGGAGUCUGUCACUGGUUGUGUCAAUAUCAUAGUCCACUAGCACCGUGUUUGGUAUCAUUUGAUUUAAGCAGUGAACAGUUUUUUGUAACAUCCAUACCGGAUGACUGUUUUGUUGUUGGAGCAUCAUAUGUUUACUUGGCGGUGUUAAAUGGAUGCAUAACAUCUUUCCGAGUUAGAGAAAAUACUUUUCAAAUAUCAAUAUUGGGCGAACUCGGUAGAAAAGAAUCAUGGAUCACACUAUUCGUUGUUGGACCAUUGUCUUGCGUCCUACGUCCUAUUGGAGUGGGGACCAAAGGAGAAAUAUUCUUCCGGACCAAAGAUCGAAGAGUAGCUUUGUUUGAUUUGUGUACCCAAAUGAUUGAGAAGCUUGGUUAUGAAGAAGAGAGUUGUAGUUUUCCUAGUCGGGUAAUACUUUACAAAGAAAGCAUUCUUCCAGUUGAAGGAAUAAGUAGUUAAUUGUUUUUCUUGAAGGAAUAAGUAGUUAAUUGUUUUUCUUGUUUUUAUUUUGAAUGUUUUCUCUCAUUUUAUUUGCAAACUUAUCUAGUAUCUAUAUCGAUGAAAAGAAAACCUAUGUCAAUAAGUUGGCUCGUGUUGAUUUUUUCUUCAAGAUCAAUGUUUAAUACUCAAACAAGUUGUAAUUUUCUUCAAAUUCAAAACUCAAAGUGUAUUUGAGUAAUUUACAAAAGAAAUUUAAUAUGAAUACAUAAGUUGCAGUCAAACAUUUAGUUUCGGGAUUGCUCUCAUACAAAUUCUGCUGUGGCAGUCAAACAAUUAUACAUACAUAAGUUGCACUUCUGUAGAUUUCAGUCAUAAGUGUAACCUGCUUUAAAG